UUCAAAAAAAACAGCUGAGCGCGUGCUUAACCUCAAUUUACAUUGUUUGCUUUUGGGGCGCCUUUAUUUAUUGCCUGCCCAAUCUAAUUUGUAUAUUAUGACGAACAACGAUUCAGAGGCUACUACCAGUUCUAGCUGUAGUGGGGAAGCUGCCUCAACAUCUGCCGCAGGCAGAAUGGAAAUCACAGAAAAAGUUAGAGUUCUUUGCUUGCAUGGUUAUCGUCAAGAUGCGGAUUCAUUUAAAAACAAAUUGGGCUCGUUCCGCAAGUUUGCCGGUAAAUAUGCAGAGUUUGUGUUUAUUUCCGCACCGCAUAUCGCGGCGCCCUUGGAGCCAAAUGACAAGCCAAUUGAGCAGCAGCGCAGCUGGUGGGCCAACAAAGACGAUGGCACAUUCAAAGGCACCAACAAAAGUGGACCUGCAUAUGGCUUUCAGGAGAGCAUGCGUGCUGUUGAAGAAGCUUGGAAAACACAGGGACCCUUUCAGGGACUAUUGGGUUUUUCGCAAGGAGCUUGCUUUGUUGGCCUGAUUUGUGGUCUGGCCAAAAAGAAACUCACAUCAAUUCGACCUGAGUUUGCUGUACUUACCUCGGGCUUCAUUUCUGGCAGCUUAGUGCAUAUGAGUGCCUAUGAAGAGCGUAUUACAAUACCCACCUUGCACGUUUAUGGUUUGACGGAUGAAAUUAUACCGAAGGAUAUGAGCGAGUCGUUGGCAGCGAAUUUUAAAAAUGUCGAAGUGCUUGAACAUAAUGGCGGGCAUUAUUUUCCAGCCACAGCAGCACAGAAGCAAGCGUAUAUUAACUUUUUCCAAGAUAGAUUACAGGAAUAUUUGGAACACUUGGAGCUGCAACAGAGCAGUAAUGCAUCGUUUAUCGAUAGCGUCUGCGAAGAUGAUGGCAGCGAUGCCAAUGACGCGGAGGUGGCGGCGGUGACAGCAGCCGCUGGGUCAGGGAUGGAUGAUAGUGAUUAACUGUUUGUUCAU
Drosophila busckii is the source of this 979-nucleotide messenger RNA. Its product is annotated as esterase GA18864. The record is from RefSeq and is a predicted model, not a curated record. Gene Ontology annotation, biological process: response to retinoic acid. The transcript has 3 exons. NCBI's taxonomy places the organism in Eukaryota, Metazoa, Arthropoda, Insecta, Diptera, Drosophilidae. Gene Ontology annotation, cellular component: nucleus; cytoplasm. Bases 98 to 967 code for a protein of 289 amino acids.